Messenger RNA from Coregonus sp. 'balchen', 38291 nucleotides. The record is from the annotation of a GenBank genome assembly. NCBI's taxonomy places the organism in Eukaryota, Metazoa, Chordata, Actinopteri, Salmoniformes, Salmonidae.
AUGGGGUACCUAGAAGGGCAAAGUAAGUAUUAAGUUAAGACUUUAUGAAAUAUGACACUGACAUGCACUCACCUCACACCUUUCCUCUCAACACCCAGUUCUCAGGGGAAAUGGAAAGAGAGCCUGUGACCUGACUUCCUCUUUUGGACUUUAACAAGGCGACACUCCAUCUUAACUCCUCCUCCACAUUUACUGGACUGGUUGAACAGCACAGAAGAUAACCUCCCCCGACAGUUUUUUUCUCGUCAGGACCAGAAAGAAAGGAACGCCGCUAUUUUACGCCUGCUACAUUAGGUUACUAGUACAUAGAAGGGCAGGACACACUACAUUUGAGUUUCAGAGAGUUCAAGCAGUAAUGGACAGUGAGUGGGUAUGGACCUGCACUACCUCCUAGAAAGUCAGUUGUGAAACUUCUUUCUGAGGGGACUGCCCUUUCAAAUGACCUCAGAGAAACAGGUCUUUAUAUGUGUGCUGCCAGUACAGUCCGAGGCAGUGGCCCCCAGGACCAGGCAGCGCUAUUAAAGACAGGAUUAUCUGAAACCGUACAGGGAGACAAAACCCCACAGAACCCCCGCCAGCUCAGCGCUGCUGACAAGUCACGGUAUGGAUUUUCUCCUGCUGUGACAGCCCCUUAUGACAGGUCCCCAAGACGAUCACAUGGGGCAUUUGUACAGCUCGAAGGCUUAAGUCAAGGCCAUGUUGUUAAGACAUCUCUGGAGGAGUUCUCAGGGGCUGAGUAAGACAAGCGGUAUCCAACAGGGUGUUUGCAUGGAUGUAGUGGUUGGUUGAGGAGACGUCCUAAUGCUCCAUGUCAGCUGACUGAGUCCAGAGAGAGAGGAAAAACUGCAUUCCUCUGUAGAGGGGCUCUUACAGGUCACAGGUUUCACACAACACACUAUAUAUUAUUAGGAGAAAUUAUAUGUUUUCUUAUGCAAAUCAGUGAAAACGCUAUUAUGUCCUUGUAUCUGAUGUUGGGGGCCAAAGGGUGUGUUUUUGUAUGUGAAUGCCAUGUCUCUAGUGACCAGAGCCACGUGGUAACAUGUCACAUUGUUGUGAUGUUAAACAUGUUAAGAUUCUCACCUGCGCUCAGAUUUGGGUGUUAACAUAGGUCUACUACUAUUCUUGUCUUCCACCAACUACCUCAUAUUAGAAACCUUGUUUGAAAUGGAGCAGUCUUCCAGCAGGCAGUUGUCUUGGCUUUGGCUGCAGCCAGUAAUACUGUAUCUGACACAGAAUGAAGUUCAGACAACAGUGCAGUGGAGAAAGUGUGUUCCCCUACCGGGAGUCGAACCUGGGCCGCCAAGGUGUAAACAAGGAAUCCUAACUGCAAGACCAGGGUUCCCCAACUGGUGGCUCGCGGGCCUAAUUUGGCCUGCGGGUGAUUUUAUUUGUCACCUCAAGUAUUCUGAGAUUUAAAAAAUAAUAUUGUUGGACAUAAAAGACUGUAAAAACACCAGCAAAUCCGCUCCAAGUGAUUGGAAAUCUGUUCCAAAGUAUUCCCACGCAUUAUAGAUAGAUAUAUGGGCUCCCGAGUGGUGCAGUGGUCUAAGGCACUGCAUCUCAGUGCUUGAGGCGUCACUACAGACCCCCUGGUUCGAUUCCAGGCUGUAUCACAACCGGCCGUGAUUGGGCGGCGCACAAUUGGCCCAGCGUCGUCCGGGUUUGACCGUUGUAGGCCGUCUGUCACGAUCGUUGAACGGAGUAGACCAAGGCGCAGCGUUGAAGGCAAACAUACUUUAUUAUCCAAAGUGAUAACACGAACAAAACAAUAAACGAAUAACGUGACGUCCUAGGUUAAACAACCAACACGGAAGAAACCAAAAGGAACAAGAUCCCACAACUACUGUGGGAAAACAGCCUGUUUAAAUGUGGUUCCCAAUCAGAGACAACCAGCAACAGCUGACACUCGUUGCCUCUGAUUGAGAACCACACUGGCCAACAUAGAAAUGAAACAACUAGAACUCAAACACAGAACACAAACACAUAGAAUCUACACACCCUGGCUCAACAUAUAGAGUCCCCAGAGCCAGGGUGUGACACCGUCAUUGUAAAUAAGAAUUUGUUCUUAACUGACUUGCCUAGUUAAAUAAAGGUAAAAUAAAUAAAGGUACAUUUGCAGUCUACAAAUUAUUUGUAAAUAUGUUCUGGCACCCUGACCAUCCGCUCCAGAAAAAAAUUAAUCUAGUUGAUGAUCCCUGCGCUAGACCAUAUGGGAAGAUAUUACAAAACACAAUACUUAUUUAUUCUCUUUUAUGGGGUCAGUGCAGGUGAAUUGUUGAUUGGUUAAGUUGUUGAACCUGUUCAGUGAGUCUUCCUCCCCCUCCGCCCAUUCUUGACUCCUCUUUUCUCUGUGUGUUUUUGCAGGUUAACCUCCGCUCCCCGUUGAACAAUGAGAGCUAUCAGGAGCGUCUGGUUCGCUUAGAGGGGGACAAAGAGUCUCUGGUUCUCCAGGUAAGGUGCUGCUGUCAUCUCUCAGCCCCACCGUGACUCUUGCAGGAUUAGCGUUUCACUUUUAGAGAGACGAGAGAGGGGGGGUGGGGUGGGGUGGGCAUAGAGAGAGAGAACCUGACCACUGUGCCUGAACCAAAAUUAAGGAAAGCUUUGACUAUGUACAGACUCUGUGAGCAUAGCCUUGCUAUUGAGAGACUCCGCCGUAGGAGAAAUACCACAGUGUGCCAUCACAGCAGCAAGAUGUGUGACCAGAGAGAGAGAGAGAGAGAGAGAGAGAGAGGUGAGACUGUCCAGGGCAGGCAAUGGGGCUGGAGGCUGUUGUGUGUAGCACAGGAGCUCAGUCACACAGUACGCCCCUAGUUUCUUGUUUUUCCCAAACAAACGUGUCUGGACAAUGCCUCUGUCUUUGGUUGUACUGUGAUUUGUCACGAUGCUCCAUGUUUUUUUACAUCUGUGUAAUUGGUAGCUUCUACAUCUGUAAUCUAGGCUACACAGUGUAUAUUUAUAUGUUCUCUCUUUCUACAGUAGUUCCUCCUCGGGCUCUGUCAUGUCUUGUCUGCCUCAACGUGUGCUGCUCAUAACUAGCUUUAUCGUAGCCUUGUGCCAAAGUAGCCCUUUCUUUCGCACACGCCAGUACAUUCCUCAAGCCCCUCUGACAAACGCUGCUGAUUGGCCAACGGGCCUGUGCCAGUUGACUGAUAAAAUGAUUGGCUGCCACCUCCCCUAAGGUGCUUUACUGCUUUGCUUUCCCCUUUACCUGCUUCCUUGUGGGCUGGCCAGAGUUGACCCACCAAGACAAAGAAAGAGGCUAAGUUUACUCAGCUCAGUUUUUGUAAUUCAGUGAACCAUGUCAAGUCAAGGGUAGGUUAUCUUUCAUGAUAUUUCACAUUGGCUGUUGACAUAGAGUUCUACGCCGGCUGAGGAAUGAAGUGAAACUACCGGUGUGUUGUCAGAGGAAUUAGUGCUAUUAGCAUACGGGUAGUUCCAGUCCAGAGCAGGCGAGAGGAGGUAUUUCUCAAUGUGAGUAAGGUGUCCUGUCUGUGGGUUGUACUGUAGGUGAGUGUGCUCACAGACCAGGUGGAGGCCCAAGGAGAGAAGAUCAGAGACCUGGAGAGCUCUCUGGAGGAGCACCAUCACAAACUCAACUCCACUGAGGAAAUGCUACAGCAGGUAAGAGAGAGACACUACUACCACUACUUUACCUGUGCUCAGCAUAUUAGCUUGGAGUUAAAUAUUGAUGUUUUCAACCUCUACUUGUUUCCUACAUAACUAAGUCUUGUUUUAGUCUUAGAUUAAUUGAAUUGACUGUAUUUUGUAAAUGUGUGAUUUAUAGCACAUUUAAAGAUUACAAUGUUCUGUAGCUUAGUGACAAAUGGAACCAACAACCUGUUCUUUUUCUGUUUCCUUUAGUGUGAAGUAGGUGUGUGGUAAAUUAGUAACAAGAGGUGUGGUUUCAUUCAUGCCAUUCUUACUAACAUAGAAUUCUGUCGCUUCCUGUGAGUGACUCACCUCGAUUGCACAACGUUUGUCACUCAGAAGAUGGAGGGAUAGCUUUCAAAGUUCACUAUCUUUCAAUCUUACAAGGUUACUUUCUCUGGCUGACUGACUCCAUGGCAUUAUAAGAGCAGAGAUAUUUAUUGUAGUGGCCUCCACUAAGAGCAGACUGCAUAAUCUUACAAUAAUUACAGCAUAUUCUUUCUGAAGCUAGAGCAGCACAUAAAAAUGGAGGGAAAAUAAGACUUUCUCACAAUUUCCUCUCAAUGCACACAGUUUAGGUGCACCCAUACUAAAAUAAAUGUAGCUGUGUGUACCAGGACAGGCUGCCAAGCAGGCUUUGGAUCUUCAAAAUUGUAGAGGUCUUGUCUCUGCCUUAUGCACCAGCAGGUAUGAAGAAGGCACUAGGAAGUAAGUCAGUCAGUGCACCAUGUUUGUUGUGGAAAGGUAGGGAGGGAGACAGGGUGAGAGUUGUCCAGUUUGUGCUCUGACUGUCAGAGACGGGAGUGAGGGGGUGUGAGAGAAAGGAUCGCUUGAGCUACAUCUGCUGACAUCUCUUAUCAGGCUGUUACGUGCAUUCCAAACACUGGAACACAAAGCUACCCAAUUUAAGAAUCAAAAAGCCUGUUUAGUUCCCCAUAAAUGUCAGUGAUAAAAAAAUAUUUUGUUUUUUUAUCAGUUUUAUUGGCCUCAAAUGCCAAGCAGAUUGUGUUGCUUUGAUUUUGUUGCCUUUGUACAUAGGCACAGGUCUAGGGGAAAACCUUUCUUCCCCCUGAGAAAUACUAUUUCCUUUUAUUACAUUAUCUCACAAGGUCAUGCUGAAUAUACAGUGGGGGAAAAAAGUAUUUAGUCAGCCACCAAUUGUGCAAGUUCUCCCACUUAAAAAGAUGAGAGAGGCCUGUAAUUUUCAUCAUAGGUACACAUCAACUAUGACAGACAAAUUGAGAUUUUUUUUCUCCAGAAAAUCACAUUGUAGGAUUUUUAAUGAAAUUAUUUGCAAAUUAUGGUGGAAAAUAAGUAUUUGGUCACCUACAAACAAGCAAGAUUUCUGGCUCUCACAGACCUGUAACUUCUUCUUUAAGAGGCUCCUCUGUCCUCCACUCGUUACCUGUAUUAAUGGCACCUGUUUGAACUUGUUAUCAGUAUAAAAGACACCUGCCCACAACCUCAAACAGUCACACUCCAAACUCCACUAUGGCCAAGACCAAAGAGCUGUCAAAGGACACCAGAAACACAAUUGUAGACCUGCACCAGGCUAGGAAGACUGAAUCUGCAAUAGGUAAGCAGCUUGGUUUGAAGAAAUCAACUGUGGGAGCAAUUAUUAGGAAAUGGAAGACAUACAAGACCACUGAUAAUCUCCCUCGAUCUGGGGCUCCACGCAAGAUCUCACCCCGUGGGGUCAAAAUGAUCACAAGAACGGUGAACAAAAAUCCCAGAACCACACGGGGGGACCUAGUGAAUGGCCUGCAGAGAGCUGGGACCAAAGUAACAAACCCUACCAUCAGUAACACACUACGCCGCCAGGGACUCAAAUCCUGCAGUGCCAGACGUGUCCCCCUGCUUAAGCCAGUACAUGUCCAGGCCCGUCUGAAGUUUGCUAGAGUGCAUUUGGAUGAUCCAGAAGAGGAUUGGGAGAAUGUCAUAUGGUCAGAUGAAACCAAAAUAGAACUUUUUGGUAAAAACUCAACUCGUCGUGUUUGGAGGACAAAGAAUGCUGAGUUGCAUCCAAAGAACACCAUACCUACUGUGAAGCAUGGGGGUGGAAACAUCAUGCUUUGGGGCUGUUUUUCUGCAAAGGGACCAGGACGACUGAUCCGUGUAAAGGAAAGAAUGAAUGGGGCCAUGUAUCGUGAGAUUUUGAGUGAAAACCUCCUUCCAUCAGCAAGGGCAUUGAAGAUGAAACGUGGCUGGGUCUUUCAGCAUGACAAUGAUCCCAAACACACCGCCCGGGCAACGAAGGAGUGGCUUCGUAAGAAGCAUUUCAAGGUCCUGGAGCGGCCUAGCCAGUCUCCAGAUCUCAACCCCAUAGAAAAUCUUUGGAGGGAGUUGAAAGUCCGUGUUGCCCAGCGACAGCCCCAAAACAUCACUGCUCUAGAGGAGAUCUGCAUGGAGGAAUGGGCCAAAAUACCAGCAACAGUGUGUGAAAACCUUGUGAAGACUUACAGAAAACGUUUGACCUGUGUCAUUGCCAACAAAGGGUAUAUAACAAAGUAUUGAGAAACUUUUGUUAUUAACCAAAUACUUAUUUUCCACCAUAAUUUGCAAAUAAAUUCAUUAAAAAUCCUAUAAUGUGAUUUUCUGGAUAUUUUUUUCUCAUUUUGUCUGUCAUAGUUGACGUGUACCUAUGAUGAAAAUUACAGGCCUCUCUCAUCUUUUUAAGUGGGAGAACUUGCACAAUUGGUGGCUGAAUAAAUACUUUUUUCCCCCACUGUAAAUACUAAAUGUGGUUAUAUAGGAGAGACCACAGCCACUAUCUACUGUCUACAGCGCUCUGUGGUGUGACUGGGAAUUGUCAGCUGGACCCUAGUGUUAGACCUCCAUUGAUAACCAGACAUUGUCGAUCUUCACAUUGUUUGGCCCCAUUGAAGUUUUAAUGAGAUCUGUUCAAACAAUGAGUAUGUUUACAUGCACAGUAAUAAUUCAAUAUUAAACUGAUUAUGGCAGUAGGCAGAUUAUUACUCUGCUUAUCUAAAUCGGAGUACGGUCAAAAUCGAAGUAAGCAUAGAAUGAUUAAAACACCUGGUUUUCUGAGCAAUCUUUCAAAUUAUUAGGACAUGUAAACACCUUAAUCGGCGUUCCAGUGGUGUAUAUGAUCUGUGCAUGUUCUAGCACCAGCCGAGCGAGCCUCCCUCUUUAGCGCGAGUCAAUUGACUUCAGAACAACUGUAUGUAUGCGUCUUAGAAGUAGUUUUCACAUUCAACUCGGAAUCAAAUAUGCUUCCCAAAAAUAACAUGGUUGUUUUGGAAGAAUGUUUAUUUUGAUUGGUCAUUUUCUGCAUUUAUCAGAGUGCCAUUAGGAAGCCUGAUUUCAGAUGUGUCCAUGUAAACAGGAUUAUUAGGGAAAUCGUUCUUCUUGCACAGCAUAAUCAAACUAUUAUCUUAAUCUGACUAUCCACAAUAAUCACAAUAAUCACAUGCAUGUAACCAUACUCAUUGUGUGGGGUGUUAUUAGGCCUGGUGAAUUUAUAGGUUAUUCUUUGUCACUGCUGUUCUGAACCUGGAACGGAGAUGGCUAUUCUGAGUCUCAAGAGAAUGAUUAUCAGUAUCUGCUGCCAGUUCCAGUAAAAGCUAAUGAUUGAGUGUGUUGGGCAGAUUAUUUCAUCAAUAGACUCAUCAGACCUAUACUUACUCAGAGCCACAUGCCACUGAGGGAUGCCAGUACAACAGAGUCCAAUCAAGCCUAGAUAAACGGAUAGUUCUAGUUCCUACAUUAGGUAAACGAUUAGUUCUAUUUCACUUGCUUUGGCAAUGUAAACAUUGGUUUCCCAUGCCAAUAAAGCCCAUUGAAUUGAAUUGAAUUGAAUAGUUGGAUAUCAGUAGGCCACAGCCUGCAUGUGUUUCAGUUCAUAAUUAGCUCAAAAGAAGGAUUUCAACAGGCUUAGUUAGCUGCAGCAUUAGCUGAUAGGCUUUCACAGAAAAUACCUUCAAAUUGCUUCUAAAUUCUCAGCUGAUCCCGCUCGAAGUUAUGCUGGUGUUGGGUUGCAAAUGUCACAGGGUGCCAUAACUUAUUUAACAGCUUUCAUUUUCAAUGUAUUUCCCUUGAGCUGUGGUGAUUAUAGGGGUUUACACAGUCAGUCUAUGUGUCUAUCUGGUGGUGUGUAGUUGUUCUUUUCCAUGUGAUGUCACAUAUAUUUAGAAUAGCUUAUUGCAGAUCAUUAGGCCUAUGUAUAGUUGCCUGGUAAGGGACACCUAAUUCAGAAGUAUGAUGGGAAGUUAUUUUGAUGACAAGUGAUAGUGAAUCUUGGUCUGUAGUAGAGAGAGUAAGUAGUAUCAUUCGCUGGAACAGGAAGCAAAAUCAGCCUCUAGUGAUGAGGGGUGUUGGGAAAUCCAAAGGGCGUUAGGGAAAUGUGUUUACUGUGUGUGAAAUCUAUAGUCACAGCUCACACACACACACACACACACACACACACACACACACACACACUCUCUCUCUCUGAUUCUAUCCACAGUGACAGUCUAUGUCACUUAGGUCUUUUGACAGUUUUUAGAGACUGUUUCUCACUUAGGAUUCUGUGUCUCACUUGUUCUUGAUCUCUCGCUCUGUCUGUCUCUCUCUCUCGCCCCCCCCCCCCCCCCCAAAAAAAAACUCUCUCUCUCUCUCUGUCAGACAGAGGAGGUCAACAUAGAGCCACGUAGCAUUGUGUGUAUUUAGCGGAGCAGGGCCCUGGCUCCCAGGCUGAACUGUUGGUUUGGGGAAACUUUGUGCCCAGUGGAGCGGCGACUGACUUUGUACUGCACUCUGGUCACCCUGGUCAGUGGAUGCAUUUUGUGUGUGUGUGUGUGUAGGGGAGUGUUAAUGUGUGUGUCUCUGUGGCUGUGUGCGGCACAGGAGCUGCUGAGCCGAACCUCAUUGGAGACCCAGAAACUAGAUCUGAUGGAUGAGGUUUCCUACCUGAAACUGAAGCUGGUCGGCAUGGACGAGGAACAGAACCACAACGACAGCAGCGAGGACCAACAGAACAAAGCUGAGGUAGAGUACUGUAGUACAGGCUGGCAGGAGGGGAGAGGAUGGGCAUGUAAGAAUCACACACUGAGCUGGUUAACCAUGAAACAUAACUUAAACUUGACUUAAACUCAGCCUAUUCUGAAAAUGAAAAGCACUCCACUCAGGGCUUUGUAUGGUGGCACCAUUAACCCGCAGCUGUUAACAAGAGUCCCACAAAGCCUUAUGAAGUGAGCCAACUUAGUAUAUUUUCUAGUUCGAACAGGACUGGAAUGCCAAGUGAAAAACAACAUAAUUCCAUCAGUAGCAAGUGUGGUCUCAGUGUGGUCUCUCAGUGCCUUUACCAGCUUCAUGACCCACCUGUUGUUCUCUUUGAGGCUGGCUGGGUAGAAACCACACGUGGAAUGUUUAUUUGAUGUUGCACAGACCACAAUGUGCUCUAAUGUGUCAGCAGGCCUAUGUAGAGCUUUCAGAUACUUCAGGAGAAACUUGGCAUGAAGAAAAUGAAAUCUCUAUUACCUUGAGAAUAGCAAUUCACAAGUAGCCUCACUUUCAGUCUUAGAAGAGUUACAUGGCUGGGGAAAAGAGACUACAGGAGUAGUGAACAAAGGAUUUCAGUUAAAACGGCAUAAACAUGUAGGUCUGUAGGUUCACUUUGACCCAUUUAUAUGGCCACUCCAAACCUAUAGGUUUAUAGUAAAGAGAAACAGGUGGUCUCCAGAGCCUGGGACACCCCAAUGGGACACCCCAAGAAGAUCAAACACUCUCCCUAGACAGACAGGUGGCCCCCUAGACAGGCUGUAAAGUUCCCCUCACAGGAGCACCUCCUCUGUAGGUCUGUCAGAGCCCUGGUCAUCCACUGACUGGUCACCAUUUUAUAACUUUAUUAGGAACUGCCAUGACCAGACCAGCUCUGUGGCUUUCUGCUCUAGUGUAUUGGGCUAAUAAAGGACAUGAGUCUUCCAGUUACUGUGAACAGUUACAAUAAUAUUAGAAGUACAAUUGUAACUGUUCACAGUAACUGGAAGACGUUUGUCCAUUAUAAGAGCUUAUACAACUGUUUGAUUGCAGACAUUAAUUCAUUUAGUUCCUCUGACUGUAUCCAGAGCUAAGUCAGACACGUCCGUGUGCUUGCUGGAUUCCACCUCAUGUUAUGUGUUGCGUCAUCCCUCUGGAGAAGGGGCAGGUGCGACCACAUGCAGUCAGCUCAACUCCAACAACCUGACCAACUACUCCAAACAAACACCCCAGUCCAGUUCACCAGCAACAGCACCUCCGCCUCUCCUCAAUGAGCCCUUUGUGCUGCUUUGUUCAUUGUAUCACACCCAGCUGCUCUCAAAUGGCGCUGCAGCAUGCGAAUAUGAGACCUUGAAAAAGAGGGGAGGAGGAGAGGCAGACUUUGCCUGUGAUGUUGGCAGUGUUUUAUCUCUCUGUCUGUCUCUCUGUCUGUCUGUCACCAGAGCCUCAGCCCAGUAACAACUCCCAGUCUAUCUGUCACCAGAGCCUCAGCCCAGUAACAACCCCCAGUCUGUCUGUCACCAGAGGAUCUGGCCUUGUUAAAUAAACAUAAUUUAGUGUUGUGGACGUCCGCUGAGGCCCAGGGAACCCAAACGCCCCGGCUGCCCCAAACGGCGAUUUAGAGAUUGAUAAGCAGGGCUGGAAAUUGCCAGAGACACAAAAUCUUGGCGGGGCCUAAACGAGAGCCGCUGACAGACAGUGGGCAGAUGGGAAAUGGCAGCGUGGAGAAGGGCAGGCUGUGCUCCAGACAUUCUGGUGAGCGCAAAAAGACGCUGAACACAUUUACACAGCAGAUUGGACGUGAGGGGCACAUUUAUUCGAAAUUAAAUCGCUAUCUGAUUCAGAAUCUUGCGAUAACAUGAGCAAACUUCUGUAACUGUUGGUAACAGUGACAUUAUGCAGAGUUACAUUUACAUUACAUUUUAGUCAUUUAGCAGACGCUCUUAUCCAGAGCGACUUACAGUUAGUGAGUGCAUACAUUUUUUUAAUUUUUUCCAUAUUGGAAUCGAACCCACAACCCUGGCGUUGCAAAUGCCAUGCUCUACCAACUGAGCUACAUCUCUGCCGGCCAUUCCCUCCCUUACCCUGGACGACGCUGGGCCAAUUGUGCGCCGCCCCAUGGGUCUCCCGGUCGCGGCCAGCUACGACAGAGCCUGGAUUGUCUUGGGGACAGAGUAGUACAGUGAAGGGAAAAAAGUAUUUGAUCCCCUGCUGAUUUUGUAGGUUUGCCCACUGACAAAGAAAUGAUCAGUCUAUAAUUUUAAUGGUAGGUAUAUUUGAACAGUGAGAGACAGAAUAACAACAACAAAAAUCCAGAAAAACUCAUGUCAAAAAUGUUAUAAAUUGAUUUGCAUUUUAAUGAGGGAAAUAAGUAUUUGACCCCCUCUCAAUCAGAAAGAUUUCUGGCUCCCAGGUGUCUUUUAUACAGGUAACGAGCUGAGAUUAGGAGCACACUCUUAGAGGGAGUGCUCCUAAUCUCAGCUUGUUACCUGUAUAAAAUACACCUGUCCACAGAAGCAAUCAAUCAAUCAGAUUCCAAACUCUCCACCAUGGCCAAGACCAAAGAGCUUUCCAAGGAUGUCAGGGACAAGAUUGUAGACCUACACAAGGCUGGAAUGGGCUAUAAGACCAUCGCCAAGCAGCUUGGUGAGAAGGUGACAACAGUUGAUAUGAUUAUUCGCAAAUGGAAGAAACAAAAUAAUUGUCAAUCUCCCUCGGCCUGGGGCUCCAUGCAAUAUCUCACCUCGUGAAGUUGCAAUGAUCAUGAAAACGGUGAGGAAUCAGCCCAGAACUACACGGGAGGAUCUUGUCAAUGAUCUCAAGGCUGCUGGGACCAUAGUCACCAAGAAAACAAUUGGUAACACACUACGCCGUGAAGGACUGAAAUCCUGCAGCGCCCGCAAGGUCCCCCUGCUCAAGAAAGCACAUAUACAGGGCCGUCUGAAGUUUGCCAAUGAACAUCUGACUGAUUCAGAGGAGAACUGGGUGAAAGUGUUGUGGUCAGAUGAGACCAAAAUCGAGCUCUUUGGCAUCAAACUCAACUCGCCGUGUUUGGAGGAGGAGGAAUGCUGCCUAUGACCCCAAGAACACCAUCCCCACCGUCAAACAUGGAGGUGGAAACAUUAUGCUUUGGAGGAGUUUUUCUGCUAAGGGGACAGCACAACUUCACCGCAUCAAAGGCACGAUGGACGGGGCCAUGUACCGUCAAAUCUUGGGUGAGAACCUCCUUCCCUCAGCCAUGGCAUUGAAAAUGGGUCGUGGAUGGGUAUUCCAGCAUGACAAUGACCCAAAACACACGGCCAAGGCAACAAAGGAGUGGCUCAAGAAGAAGCACAUUAAGGUCCUGGAGUGGCCUAGCCAGUCUCCAGACCUUAAUCCCAUAGAAAAUCUGUGGAGGGAGCUGAAGGUUCGAGUUGCCAAACGUCAGCCUCGAAACCUUAAUGACUUGGAGAAGAUCUGCAAAGAGGGGUGGAACAAAAUCCCUCCUGAGAUGUGUGUAAACCUGGUGGCCAACUACAAGAAACGUCUGACCUCUGUGAUUGCCAACAAGGGUUUUGCCACCAAGUACUAAGUCAUGUUUUGCAGAGGGGUCAAAUACUUAUUUCCCUCAUUAAAACAUGUGUUUCUCUGGAUUUCUCUGGAUUUUUUUGUUGUUAUUCUGUCUCUCACUGUUCAAAUAAACCUACCAUUAAAAUUAUAGACUGAUCAUGUCUUUGUCAGUGGGCAAACAUACAAAAUCAGCAGGGGAUCAAAUACUUUUUUCCCUCACUGUAAGUGUUAUUGACAGAGAGGGAAGCUCGUGGGUUUACCAUGUAAUGUACACAGCCUGUCGGGUCAUGAGUCUUUGACCUCGUCCCAUAAAUCCAUGAUAUCCGGGCAGAGCGGGACUCCACGCCGGUUGCGGUGCCAUGGUAACCUGAAACCAGUCUGCAUUUGUUUCAUCCACAAACACUGUCCCUGGAAGAGACAGCUGCUAGCCUUCAUGCACCAAGGGGUAAUGGCAGAAAUUCACUUGGAACACUCCACAAGUGCGAACAUGUUCACCCCAGAGACCCCCCCUCGACCACCAAGCUCAGAACAUACAGCUAUAUAUAGAGGGGGAAUGUGUCUUAUCAUCAGCUGUACUGUCAGUGUAACAUAAACUGGGACUUUCAUAUGAAACUUCCUCUGUCCACAAGCUAGGCAUUUCUGUCAGCGUAUCCAAGAUUAGGACAUUAAACCACCACCCCAGCCCCUCCCUUCUCAGGGAAUGGACUUUUCUACUCUAGUGAAAGAUUCCAAACAUAAAAUCAAACGUUUGUUACCGUUUCACUUGUUUCUAUCAAACAAACACUUCGGUUGAAUUCUAGUUGGCCAAAAUGUUAAUAAUCUAGUUAGGAAUUUACUCGCUGUCCUUAAUCUUCGAAGCCUUCCAAUUCCUCAGGGAAGUAAAGGGACCUUCUGGCCAGCAGCCAGAUAAGGCAGUCUUCACAUUUGCACUUUGAGAACUUGCAAAGUAGCUCAGAAACUUUGUUUACGGUGCCUGGCAGUGUGACAGUUUAACUGUGUUUAACAUGGCACCGUACAGAUCUGCCCCCCAGAGGUCCCUUUACCCUCACCCUAGUAAAAACCACUUCUGUUAUGUGUUACAUCUAUAUAUAUAUAUAUAUAUAUAUAUAUAUAUAUAUAUAUAUAUAUAUAUAUAUAUAUAUAUAUAUAUGGCCAAAAGUAUGUUGACAUGCCUUCAAAUUAGUGGAUUCGGCUGUUUCAGCCACUCCCGUUGCUGACAGGUGUAUAAAAUCAAGCAAACAGCCAUGCAAUCUCCAUAGACAAACAUUGGCUUGGCAGUAGAAUGGCCCAUACUGAAGAGCUCAGUGACUUUCAACGUUGCACUGUCAUAGUAUACCACCUUUCCAACAAGUCAGUUCGUCAAAUUCCUGCCCUGCUAGAGCAGCCCCGGUCAACUGUAAGUGAUGUUAUUGUGAAGUGGUAGGCCACAUAAGCUCACAGAACGGGACCACCCAGUGCUGAAGCGUGUAGCACGUAAAAAUCGUCUGUCCUCGUUUGCAACACUCACCACCGAGUUCCAAACUGCCUCUGGCAGCAACGUCAACACAAUAACUGUUCGUCGGGAGCUUCAUGAAAUGGGUUUCCAUGGCCGAGCAGGCGCACACAAGCCUAAGAUCACCAUACGCAAUGACAAGCGUUGCCUGGAGUGCUGUAAAGCUCGCCGCCAUUGGACUCUGGAGCAGUGGAAAUAAGUUAUCUGGAGUGAUGAAUCACGCUUCAACAUCUGACAGUCCGAUGGACGAAUCUGGGUUUGGCGGAUGCCAGGAGAACGCUACCUGCCCCAAUGCAUAGUGCCAACUGUAAAGUUUGUUGGAGGGGGAAUAAUGGUCUGGGGCUAUUUUUCAUGGUUCGGGCUAGGCCCCUUAGUUCCAGUGAAGUGAAAUCUUAACGCUACAGCAUACAAUGACAUUAUACACGAUUCUGUGCUUCCAACUUUGUGGCAACAGUUUGCGGAAGGCCCUUUCCUCUUUCAGCAUGACAAUGCCCCCGUUCACAAAGCGAGGUCCAAACAGAAGUGGUUUGUCGAGAUCGGUAUGGAAGAACUUGACUGGCCAGCACAGAGCCCUGACCUCAACCCCAUCGAACACCUUUGGGAUGAAUUAGAAUGCCGAUUGCGAGCCAGGCCUAAUUGCCCAACAUCAGUGCCCGACCUCACUAAUUCUAUUGUGGCUGAAUGGAAGCAAGUCCCCGCAGCAAUUUCAAACAUCUAGUGGACAGCCUUCCCAGAAGAGUGGAGGCUGUUAUAGCAGCAAAGGGGGGACCAACUCCAUAUUAAUGCCCAUGAUUUUGGAAUGAGAUGUUCGACGAGCAGAUGUCCACAUACUUUUGGUAAUGUAGUGUGUAUAUAUAUAUAUAUAUAUAUAUAUAAGCCUUCAUGGUCGAAUUGCUGCAAAGAAACCACUACUAAAGGACACCAAUGAGAGGAAGAGACCUGCUUGGGCCAAGAAAACACAAGCAAUGGACAUUAGACCGGUGGAAAUGUGUCCUUUGGGCUGGAGUCCAUAUUGGAGAUUUUUGGUUCCAACCGCCGUGUCUUUGUGAGACGCGGUGUGGCUGAACGGAUGAUCUCCACAUGUGUAGUUCCCACCGUAAAGCAUGGAAGAGGUGUUAUGGUGUGGGGGUGCUUUGCUGGUGACACUGUCUGUGAUUUAUUUAGAAUUCAAGGCACACUUAACCAGCAUGGCUACAACAGCAUUCUGCAGUGAUAAGCCAUCCCAUCUGGGCUUAGUGGGACCAUCAUUUGUUUUUCAACAGGACAAUGACCCAACACACCUCCAGGCUGUGUAAGGGCUAUUUUACCAAGAAGGAGAGUGAUGGAGUGCUGCAUCAGAUGACCUGGCCUCCACAAUCCCCCGACCUCAACCCCAUUGAGAUGGUUUGGGAUGAAUUGGACGGCAGAGUGAAGGAAAAGCAGCCAACAAGUGCUAAGCAUAUGUGGGAACUCCUUCAAGACCGUUGGAAAAGCAUUACAGGUGAAGCUGGUUGAGAGAAUGCCAAGAGUGUGCAAAGCUGUCAUCAAGGCAAAGGGGUGGUUAUUUGAAGAAUCUCAAAUGUUACUUUUUUUUUUUUUAUGGUUACUACAUGAUUCCAUAUGUGUUAUUUCAUAGUUUUGAUGUCUUCACUAUUAUUCUACAAUGUAGAAAAUAGUAAAAAUAAAGAAAAACCCUUGAAUGAGUAGGUGUGUCCAAACUUUUGACUGGUACUGUAUAAUACAGUGCUAUGAAAAAGUAUUUGCCCCCUUACUAAUUUUCUCUACUAUUGCAUAUUUGUGAUACUGAACGACAUGGUUCCAGUAAUGCCUGGCGAAAACCAAACUCUGCUUUCCACAGUAAGAACAUCAUACCAAAGGUCAAGCAUGGUGGUGGUGGUGUGAUGGUUUGGGGAUGCUUUGCUGCCUCAGGACCUGGACGACUUGCCUUAAUAGAAGGAACCAUGAAUUAUGCUCUGUAUCAGAGAAUUCUACAGGAGAAUGUCAGACCAUCCGUCUGUGAGCUGAAGCGCAGCUGGGUCAUGCAGCAAGACAAUGAUCCAAAACACACAAUCAAGUCAAUAUGAAAAUUGCUAACAAUCAACAAAUUGGAAGUUUUGGAAUGGCCUAGUCAAAGUCCAGACCUAAUCCCAAUUGAGAUGUUGUGGCAGGACUUGAAAUGAGCAGUUCAUGCUUGAAAACCCACACGUCACUGAGUUAAAGCAGUUCUGCAUGGAAGAGUGGGCCAAAAUUCCUCCACAGCGACGUGAGAGACUGAUCAACAACUACAGGAAGCAUUUGGUUGGAGUCAUUGCAGCCAGUUAUUGUGUGUAAGGGGGCAAUUACUUUUUCACACAGGGGAAUUGGGUGUUGCAUAACUUUGUUUAUGAAAUAAAUAUGUAAUUGUUAUGUUAUUUGUUCACUUAUGUUCCCUUUAUCUAAUAUUAGGUUUUGGUUGAAGAUCUGAUAACAUUCAGUAUCACAAAUAUGCAAAAGUAGAGAAAAUUAGAAAGGGGUCAAAUACCUCCAAUUGACUCAAAUGAUGUCAAUUAGCCUAUCAGAAGCUUCUAAAGCCAUGACAUAAUUUUCUGGAAUUUUCCAAGCUGUUUAAAAGCACAGUCAACAUUGUGUAUUUAAACUUCUGACCCACUGGAACUGUGAUACAGUGAAUUAUAUGUGAAAUAAUCUGUCUGUAAACAAUUGUUGGAACAAUUACUUGUGUCAUGCACAAAGUAGAUGUCUUAACCGACUAUAGUUUGUUAAACUAUAGUUUGGUAAAAAGAAAUUUGUGGAGUGGUUGAAAAACGAGUUUUAAUGACUCCAACCUAAGUGUAUGUAAACUUCUGACUUCAACUGUAUAUACUGCAUUUAUACAGUGUGUGUAUGUAUGUGUGUAUAUAUAUAUAUAUAUAUAUAUAUGUUAUUGUUUUUUUAACAUAAAAACAAAAUAACCACAGCAGUGCAUAUCAUUUUGAAUGUUUUUUUUUCUUUUCUUUUAUUUUGUGUUUUGUAUUUUCUUCUCCCUCUCUCAGUGUGUGGUAAAUCUGAUAAGCGAGCUCCAGGAGCAGAUGUGUAGGUUUCAGGAGGAGAUCCAUACCCGCAUCAUGGAGAAACGGGCCAUGGAGGCCCAGGGGGAGGCCCAGGGGGAGGCCCAGGGGGAGAGUGGUGCCCGCGAGGCCCACGACCAGAACCCCGACGUGGGCUUGGGUGGUUCUGACGUGGAUGAGUUUUGCUGUCGCUGUGGAGGACAGAAUGUAGGCAGUACCCAUGGACACGCUACCCCCCUCUCUCCUAACUACCAUCCUCCCUAACCUUCUAGAAUCCUCUACUGGGUCUAGUACUUAACCUUUCUCCUUACAGUGACCGACGUCUCUACCUCUACUACUACAGUGUGUGGGAAUCCUGUGUACUGUUUGCCUCCAUAUCCGGGUGUUUUUUGGUUUAGUUUGUUUUUUUGGUGUAGAUCAGCUUUAAUAUUGCAGAUUGUGGCUUCCAUCAAUGUAAUUGUCUGCAUCAUUUCCAAUCCCCCAUAUAUAUUUUUUGUAAAUAGAUAUAUAAAAUAUCCGGGUGUUAACUCAUUGUAAGUGGUGUGGUGUGGUGUGUUUGCAUGACUGUGGUUCACCUUAUUAAUGCAACCAAGGUUUACUGGUCACUGUGUCCAAAUACUGGGCUUGGUUGAUGGCUUAUGCUCCUACCCUGUCUCUAAAUGUGAGAUAAAUUCAAAUCUAUCUACUUCAGUCACUUUUUCAAAGUUUUUUAUGAUUUUAUGAAAUUGUCCAAGAAACAUUAUAUCCUUGUUGCCAGUUUGUUUCAAUAUUCAGCCUUGACAUAACUUUUUUUAAAGGGACCAAAUGGAUGCUGAAACAAACUGGCAACCAGACUAGCUAACUGACUGGUAAUGGCCAUAACCAUUGGUCCUUUUGAGGAGCCUGAGCCAUCACUACUUAGUACAGUAUAGGGCAGGGGUAUUCAACUCUUACCCUACGAGGUCCGGAGCCUGCUGGUUUUCUGUUCUACCUGAUAACUAAUUGCACCCACCUGGUGUCCCAUGUCUAAAUCAGUCCCUGAUUAGAGGGGAACAAUAAAUAACAAAAGCAGUGGAACUGGCUUCGAGGUCCAGAGUUGGGUUUGAGGGGUAUAGGGGCUGACUGACUGGUCACAUGUUAAAAGGGUCAUCUGCUGCCUUUCCUGGGAUGUGGAGGUUAAACUUUUUAUGUAUUAACUGCACGGUGUUCUGGCUGUUAAGGGAUCAAAUUACGUGGGUCAACAUUUGAAAACUUCCGUUCUACUUUUUGGUGUAACAUGUUCAUUUAUAAACUGAGAGAACCAUGUUUGUAUCCAACAUUGGUUUUUGACUGGAGAAAUUGGCAUUUUCGUGUGGAAGGCACAGUGAAGAGCAUGGUGUUUUUGGUCUGGAGAUUUUACAUCAAAGGGACACAGUUAUUUUCAAUUAAAAUGUUACAAUAUGUUCUGUGUUAUUGACAGGGCUUACUGCAAGAACUCCGUCUCCUCAAGAGUAAAGUGGAUGUGCUGGAGGUGGAGAAAUCACAGUAUGAGAGAAAACUAAAGGCCACAAAGGUAAAAAAAAACUUCAUUUCUGUCACUUUUUUGCUUUACAGUUAUCUAUCUGUCAGUUUAGUUUAUUCACAUGGCACUUUAAGGUGACACCCACUUUAGUUGGUUUUCUAGCAAAUUAAUAUUCCUAUUUCCUUUGAAAAACAUAACUGUUUCAAUUUUACUUUGUUGCUCUUAGCAACUCCAAUUUUGGAGGUAAACUUUGUUCCUAUCUUCCAGCUUACUUUCCACCCAUUCUGGCUUUCUCUCCCUCUAGCUGUCUAUCUCUUGCUCUCUCCAUGUGUGUUACCAGUCGCUCAUGACCAAGCUCUCUAGCCUGAAACUCACUGUAGAGCACACUCAGGUGGAGAAGCAGCACUGGGAGGAGCGAUGGCGGACCGCUCAGGUGCCUCUUCUUCUUCCUCACCCUAAUCCCUCUUUCAUGCUGACUACUCCUUCUCCUUCCCCCUCUGCUCCUGUUGUUCUCCGCCUCCACCUCACUCUGCACCUGUCCCUCUUCCUCCUCCUCAUCCUCCCUUCCUCUUGUUAACACCAUGGUUGUGGAAUCUCAUUCACCCAAUCCCUCACAGGUUCAGGUGGUUCUACAUUUACAUUUACAUUUUAGUCAUUUAGCAGACGCUCUUAUCCAGAGCGACUUACAGUUAGUGAAUAGAUAUUUUUUUAUGCUGGCCCCCCGUGGGAAUCGAACCCACAACCCUGGCGUUGCAAACGCCAUGCUCUAUCAACUGAGCUACAUCCCUGCCGGCCAUUCCCUCCCCUACCCUGGACAACGCUGGGCCAAUUGUGCGCCGUCCAUGAGUCUCCCGGUCGCGGCCGGCUGCGACAGAGCCUGGAUUCGAACCAGGAUCUCUAGUGGCACAGUUAGCACUGCGAUGCAGUGCCUUAGACCACUGCGCCACUCAGGAGUUCUACUGAGAUCAUGUGGGUAGAGUUUACUAGGAGUAUUGUCAUCUGUAUGACUAGCCACUGUACGGAAUCCAUAUGAGGAACAUUCCUCUGAUGAUGUUCCUAAUAUGGAUUCCAUACCAUUUUCUACUUUUAGUUAAAUAAUGGGGAAUUAUACUGAACAAAAAUAUAAAUGCAACGAUUAUACGAGGUACAGUUCAUAUAAGGAAAUCAUUAGGGCCUAAUCUAUGGAUUUCACAUGACUGGGCAGGGGCACAGCCAUGGGUGGGCCUGGGGAGCCAGGCCCAGUCAAUCAGAAUGAGUUUUUCCCCACAAAAGGGAUUUAUUACAGACAGAAAUACUCCUCAGUUUCAUCAACUGUCCGGGUGGCUGGUCUCAGACGAUGUGGUGAAGAAGCCGGAUGUGGAGGUCCUGGGCUGGCGUGGUUACACGUGGUCUGCAGUUGUGAGGCCGGUUUGACGUACUGCCAAAUUCUCUAAAAUGACGUUGGCGGCUUAUGGUAGAGAAAUUAACAUUCAAAAUCUCUGGCAACAGCUCUGGUGGACAUUCCUGCAGCCAGCAUGCCAAUUGCACACUUCCUUAAAACUUGAGACAUCUGUGUCAUUGUGUUGUGUGACAAAACUGCACAUUUAAGAAUGGCCUAUUAUUGUCCCCAGCGCAAGGUGCACCUGUCUAUGAUCAUGCUGUUUAAUCGGGUUCUGUCAGGUGGAUGGAUUAUCUUGGCAAAGGAGAAAUGCUCACAAACAGAGAUGUAAACAAAUUUGUGCUGAAUAUUUGAGAGAAAUAAGCUUUUUGUGCAUAUGGAACAUUUCUGCGAACUUUUAUUUCAGCUCAUGAAACAUGGGAUCAACACUUUACAUGUUGGGUUUAUAUUUUUGUUCUGUGUAUUUAUAAAAUAUUCCUCCAAAAUAAGGAUAUGUACAUUGUUUUCUAUAUCUACGGGGGAGAAUGAGAGAGAAAAAGAGAAACAAACAAAUAGAGAAAAGGGAAGAGAGACCAAGCGAGCAAUGCUUUUGACAUUGACUCGUUCCGACAGCUCAAUAUUACUCCCCCGUCCUCCCCGACCAAGAACUAAUAAUACAGAACUUGGCAUGCUUCAAUUGCUAUCUGUUAUUCAAUGUACGGGUUCUGCAGAAGCGAGCUGAAGGGGGUCGAGGGGGCGAUACGUGCAUGUCUUAGGCUGCAGACAGACUGCCAUGUUUAGAAGAUCUAUCUAUCUGGCUAUACGCUGUGCUCAUCCAGAGGAGACGACUCACAAGUGUUUGUUUGUGUGGGCGUGAAUGGUAGAUGAUCGACUCUGAGACUUCCGACCAUUAAGUUCACUGACCAAGUGCAUGACCCCCUAUAGGAGUCUCUGUGGCCAUUGACUACCACCCACACAGGCUCCAGGCAGUUAAGCCAGAAUGGUCGUAGGCAGGCAGGCAAACAAUCACCAUGCUGACCUCCAGGCUGCCCCAUAGGCUAUCAUUGGAUUAGUGAGGUACCCUUUUUAAUGUGCAUGUGGUCUAUUGGGUUUGUACCAGGGGUUGGAACCGGUUCAGGGAACAGAACAGAAAACCGGAAAAUAACGAACUUUUUCGAGGAACAGAAUCAGAACCGGGAACGAAAGUGAUCUAUACUGUUCCGGAACAGAACUGUUAUUUUAAAAGCAUGGGAACCGGAUAAUAACGUUAUUUUACGUUCCCACAAAAAACACAACAAAGCGCCUAUGCAAAGCCCUCACUCUGUCACUCAGAAAUGUAUUCCAGUGUCUGCCUGCUAGCUGGAAGUCUUUGCCAGCGUGUGUGCAUGUGUAGGCAAUCUGCCCCUCCCCCUCCAAAGCUUAAGCUACUGUAGCCUACUGACGUUACAAGCGUGAUUCAGAAAAUAGGGAGAGAUUUUUAUUUCAAGAAGAAUGGAUUCCAUUUUUCAAUGCUAGUUAUGGAUAUCACAUUUCACAUUGGAUUUAUUAACUACAAAAAGGUAAGAGGUGUUUUUAAUUCUGGUGCCGCUCUGCACACACAAGCUUGUUAGCUAGCUAGAUAGCUAGCUCUGGUCCAACUUUAAGCCAACGCUCGGAUGUUCAAAGACAUUAAAAGUUCCUCCAUAGAAGCCGCUCCUCUGUAGAUAUUAUUCUGUGGGCCUAAUUCAGAUAAUGCAUUUCAUAACAAUGCCCAGCGCACCAAGACCUCUCUAACUCUCUCUCCACACGCAAAAUUUCACCUCCUACACUUGUCUGUCCAUCGCGCAUGUAAACAACUAAAGCCUAGGCAGCUGAUAGAUCGGCUGCCUAGUCUAAAACAACUAUAGCUUGCCCGCUCCAUAGCAAGCUGCUCCAUCCACAAGUCAUUUAAUGUCGAGCUAAUGAAAAGAAAAAAGUCAAUUUCAGAGGUUUAAAAAGGAACAUAAAGGAACAAUAUAAAUCUGUACUUUUUGGGGGGUUCAAACCGGUUUCAAAACUUUAUUUUGCAGGUCGAAACAGUGGAAUGGAACAAAAAAUAUAAUUUCAGUUCCAACCCUUGGUUUGUACUGCAGUGGUGAAGUGUACUGUUGUGCUCUCAUCCAGCCUCAUUCUCCAGUUCUGUCUACUACUGAACCUUAUUCCAAACCCCAUUGCUCAACCCUAACCCUGUGUGUUACCAGAGAAGGAUUGCUGCCCUUGUGUUUAAAGUGUUUGACUACAAUAGAUACAGAGCUUUUUAUUGACUUUUUAUUGACUUCAAACUGAAUUGAUCAGUAUUUGUUUGUCCUCCCUACGACACUAAGGACUUAAUCAGGACACCCCUCUUAUGCUUUUCCUCAUUGACGAAGACUUCAUUGCCCUGUCACCUUGGACCUACAGUGGGGUCCGAAAUUAUUGGCACCCUUGAUAAAGAUGAGCAAUAAUGACUGUAUAAAAUAAAUAAUUCAAAUACUGAGCUACACUACAUGACCAAAAGUAUGUGGACACCUGCUCGUCGAAUAUCUCAUUCCAAAAUCAUGGGCAUUAAUAUGGAGUUGGUCCCCCCUUUGCUGCUAUAACAGCCUCCACUCUUCUGGGAAGGCUUUCCACUAGAUGUUGGAACAUUGCUGGGGGGGACUUGCUUCCAUUCAGCCACAAGAGCAUUAUUGAGGUCAGGAACUGAUGUUGGGCGAUUAGGCCUGGCUCACAGGCGUUCCAAUUCAUCCCAAAGGUGUUCGAUGGGGUUUAGGUCAGGUCACUGUGCAGGCCAGUCAAGUUCUUCCACACCGAUCUCGACAAACCAUUUCUGUAUGGACCUCGCUUUGUGCACAGGGUCAUUGUCAUGCUGAAACAGGAAAGGGCCUUCCCCAAACUGUUGCCUCAAAGUUGGAAGCACAGAAUCGUGUAGAAUGUCAUUGUAUGCUGUAGCGUUAAGAACUGGAACUAAGGGGCCUAGCCCGAACCAUGAAAAACAGCCCCAGACCAUUAUUCCUCCUCCACCAAACUUUACAGUUGGCACUAUGCAUUGGGGCAGGUAGCGUUCUCCUGGCAUCCGCCAAACCCAGAUUCGUCCGUCGGACUGCCAGAUGAAGCGUGAUUCAUCACUCCAGAGAAUGCGUUUCCACUGCUCCAGAUUCCAAUGGCGGCGAGCUUUACAGCACUCCAGCCGACGCUUGGCAUUGCGCAUGGUGAUCUUAAGCUUGUGUACGGCUGCUCGGCCAUGGAAACCCUUUUCAUGAAGCUCCCAAUAAACAGUUAUUGUGCUGACGUUGCUUCCAGAGGCAAUUUAGAACUCGGUAGUGAGUGUUGCAACCGAGGACAGACGAUUUUUACACGCUACGCGCUUCAGCACUCGCCGGUCCCAUUCUGUGAGCUUGUGUGGCCUACCACUUCGCAGCUGAGCAGUUGUUGCUCCUAGACGUUUCCACUUCACAAUAACAGCACUUACAGUUGACCGGGGCAGCUCUAGCAGGGCAGAAAUUUGACGAACUGACUUGUUGGAAAGGUGGCAUCCUAUGACGGUGCCACGUUGAAAGUCACGGAGCUCUUCAGUACGGCCAUUCUACUGCCAAUGUUUGUCUAUGGAGAUUGCAUGGCUGUGUGCUCGAUUUUAUACACCUGUCAGCAACGGGUGUGGCUGAAAUAGCCGAAUCCACUAAUUUGAAGGGGUGUCCACAUACUUUUCUAUAAUGUAUGCAAAAAAAAAUUGGGGGAAAAUUAUAUUAUUGUAUACUAAUACAAUUGCUCAGAGAAGGAGAUUUUGUUUAACAAGUAAAAAAUAAUAAUCAUAUAAUCAAAAAUAUCAUAAAGGAAGGAGUAAAAAUUAUUGACAUCCCUAAAGAGUUGUAUAAAUAAAGUAGUCAAAAGUUUAGUAUUUGGUCCCAUAUUCCUAUCACCCAAUGAAUACAUCAAUCUUGUGACUUUACAAACUUGUUGGAUAUAUUUCAGUUCGUUUUGGGUUUGUUUCAGAUUAUUUUGUGCCCAGUAGAAAUUAAUGGCAAAUAAUGUAUAAUUGUGUCACUUUUAUUGUAAAUAAGAAUGGAAUAUGUUUUUAAACACUUCUACUUUAAUGUGGAUGCUACCAUGAUUACGGAUAAUUCGGAAUGAAUCGUGAAUAAGGAUGAGUGAGAAAGUUAUAGCAGGUCAAAGAUCAUACCCCCAAGACUAACCUCCCCUGUUAUUGGUAAUGGUGAGAAGUUAGCAUUCUCUUUCGCUGAGCAGUUGUAUUAGUAUAAAAUAAUAUACACUGAGUGUACAAAACAUUAAGAACACCUUCCUGAUAUUGAAUUGCACCCCCUUUUGCCCUCAGAACAGCCUCAAUUCGUCGGGGCAUGAACUCUACAAAGUGUCAAAAGCGUUCCACAGGGAUGCUGGCCCAUGUUGACUCCAAUGCUUCCCACAGUUGUGUCAAGUUGGCUGGAUGUCCUUUGGGUGGUGGACCAUUCUUGAUACACACGGGAAACUGUUGAGUGUGAAAAACUCUGUAGCGUUGCAGUUGUUGACACACUUAAACCAGUGCAGAUUUAGAUAAGGGAUCAUAGCUUUCACCUGGUCAGUCUAUGUCAUGGAAAGAGCAGAUGUUCCUAAUGUUUUUUACACUCAGUGUAAUUCCCCCCCCCCCCCCCCCCCCCCAAAAAAAAAAAUGUGCCUACAAUAUACAACUCAGUAUUUGAAUGAUUUAUUUUGCACAGUCAUUAUUGGUCAUAUUUAUCAAGGGUGUCAAUCAUUUCAGACCCCACUGUAUAGUGUAUGAGACCAAGGGCUCUAUUCAAUCUGCAUCGCGGAAGUUCAGCUUUACAGCGUGAUUGAAAUUUAAAGGCAAUGUUCCCGCUUUAGCAUAGACUGCAUUCAGGGUAAACGCUGCAUAUGUCGUCUCAAUCAGAAAUGACCUUUACAUUUCUAUCGCGGAAUCUGUAACGCUUCAGCUUUACAGAUUGAAUAGAGCCCCUAAUGUCAUAAUCAAAUCAACGUUUAUUGGUCGCGUACACCGAUUUGCAGAUGUUAUCGCAGGUGCAGCGAAAUGCUUGUGUUUCUAGCCCCAAUAGUGCAGUAAUACCUAGCAAUAAAUAACAAUACACACAUAAUACAAAUUAAAUAAAAACAUUUCAGAAAUAUCCGAACGAGCAAUGUCAGAGUCCGGAAUAUAAAUAUAAAUAUAUAUACAUAUAGUGGUGUGCAUAGAUGGUAUGGACAGUAUAUGUUUAGAAAAGGUAUGUAUAGCAAUAGUUAUAUAGGAUGAGCCAUGACUAGAAUGCAGUAUAUACAUAUAAAGUGUGUAAAAUAGAAUUUAAACUUUAUUAAAAUGACCAGUGUUCAAUGACUAUGUACAUAGGGCAGCAGUCUCUAAGACGCAGGGUAGAGUACCGAGUGGUAGCCAGCUAGUAACAGUAACAGUGACUAAGGCUCAGGGCAGUGGUGACUGUUUAACAGUCUGAUGGCCUGGAGAUGGAAGCUGUUUUUCAGUCUCUCGGUCCCAGCUUUGAUCGCACCUGUAUGGUCUCCGCCUUCUAGAUGGUAGCGCGGUGAACAGGCCGUGGCUUGGAUGGCUGUGGUUGUAAACAUGCAGGAUUGACUUGUAUCACUCCAUUGACCGUGACCCUCUUUCUACAGACGGAGAUAUCAGACCUACAGCAGAUACUGGCUUCCAAAGACUCUGAGAUCGAGGGCCUACAGAGACAGCUAGUCUCCAGAGGCCCAAUGACCAAUGAGAACCCAGAGAGAGGUAAAUUUACCUGUCAAACACACAUCAUACAUCAACAGUAACAAACACCAGGUGACUGACCAUUUUAACGCAUAAUGUCAUUACUUCAGCUGGUCCACCUCAAACUAAAUAUCAUCCACUAAUGCUUAUUCUAUUGUCAGGGCAGGGGGAACUUUGAUCAUUGACAUUUGAUAAUAAUAACUAAUUAUACAUAUUGAACCCAAGUUAUGGUUGUUUCGAGAUUGGAUUUUAAAUUAAGCUAGUCAUCUGCAUGUGUGACGUCAGGUAUGGUGCCUCAUUCAAAUAAUACCUAACAAAUGUCCUCUCUCUGCCCCCUCCACUGUUGUCUUUUUAUGCUAUGCUGCCCCCUGCUGUAGUGGAGGUCUUUAGGAGACUGCUGACAGACAAAUGUAAGGCCCUAGUCUGACUAAGCUCGUGUAGUUGUGGCCAUUGUGCAAUUCUGCUCCGCCGUCACAGCCUCUCUGUUCUGCUGUCUAAUCCACGCUGGCAUGCUGUCAUGUCUGUCACACCCAUUCCAUCAGCCCUGGCAGAUACAGAGGAGAGAAGGGAAGCUCUGACACAUCCUCCUCAUACUCACACCCAUGAGAACAGUCACUCCUCUUUCCCAUAGGGCUGUUCAUUUAGCUCUCGUUUUGUCGUCUAUGACGCUAAGGUCACUAGGCCAACCAUAUGAGACCUGUUUUAUUUCAGAAUUUAAAGGUGCAAUCUGCAAUAUUUCGGCUAAAGCUGGCCAAUUUACAUCUCAGUUAAUGAUAUACCCAUUGAAGAAUAUAACUUAUAAAUGCCUCAUGAGCUCAUGAUUACAACUUGAUUUAGGGGUGGACUUGAGGCCCUUACACUAGCUAAUUUUUUUCCCUCGAGGCUCCCACACCGGGCCAUUUUUUUUCCUUGAGGCCACCAGUAUUAGCCAGAUAAUAUUGUGCAAAAACCCAAACUUAGACUGGCCCUCUGGGCUAAAGAUGGACCAGCCCAUCUGUUGUUUGCAGUCCACUCCUCUGUCUCUCUGCCAUCUUGCGCCCUUUCCAUCAGAGUUAUGAACAGUUUAUAUUUAUAAAUUAUUGCUCUUAUUACUUUUUUUUUUUCUUCUGGUUUUCAGACCAAGAAUUCCAAAGGUUGAAAAUGGGGAUGGAGACUUUGUUAGCGGCAAAUGAUGAAAAGGUAUGUUUAAAAAAUAUCUGUUGUAUAGUGUGUAUAAUGUGUUAUCAUAUUAUAAUUUCUUGAAGUUAUACAAAGUGAAGGUAUGUUAUUAAAGUCCUUUCUGUUUGUGUCAGGACCGUCACAUAGAGGAGCUCACUGUUCUCCUGAGACAGUACAGGAAGAUGAAGGAGGUGAUGGCCCUCGCUCAAGGUAAUACACAUUCACUGCUUAUACAUACCUACUGCUUAUAUACUGUACACACUCACUGCUUAUACACACUCACUGCUUAUAUACUGUACACUCACUGCUUAUACACACUCACUGAUUUUAUACUGUACACACUCACUGCAUAUACACACUCACUGCUUAUACACUGUACACACUCAUUGCUUAUACACACUCACUGCUUGUACACACUCACUGCUUAUAUACUGUACACACUCACUGCUUGUACACACUCAUGCUUAUAUACUGUACACACUCACUGCUUAUACACACUCACUGCUUAUAUACUGUACACACUCACUGCUUAUACACAGUCACUGAUUUUAUACUGUACACACUCACUGCUUAUAUACACUCACUGCUUAUAUACUGUACACACUCACUGCUUUACACACUCACUGCUUGGACACACUCACUGCUUAUAUACUGUACACACUCACUGCUUUACACACUCACUGCUUGGACACACUCACUGCUUAUAUACUGUACACACUCACUGCUUAUACACACACUCACUGCAUAUACACACUCACUGCAUAUACACACUCACUGCUUAUACACACUCAUUGCUUAUAUACACUCACUGCUUAUAUACUGUACACACUCACUGCUUGUACACACUCACUGCUUAUUUACUGUACACACUCACUGCUUAUACACACUCACUGCUUAUAUACUGUACACACUCACUGCAUGUACACACUCACUGCUUAUACACACUCACUGCUUGUACACACUCACUGCUUAUAUAUUGUACACACUCACUGCUUGUACACACUCACUGCUUAUACACUGUACACACUCACUGCUUAUACACACUCACUGCUUAUACACACUCACUGCUUGUACACACUCACUGCUUGUACACACUCACUGCUUAUAUACUGUACACACUCACUGCUUAUACACACUCACUGCUUAUAUACUGUACACACUCACUGCUUGUACACACUCACUGCUUAUAUACUGUACACACUCACUGCUUUACACACUCACUGCUUAUAUACUGUACAAACUCACUGCAUAUACACACUCACUGCUUAUACACACUCACUGCUUAUAUACUGUACACACUCACUGCUUUACACACUCACUGCUUAUAUACUGUACAAACUCACUGCAUAUACACACUCAUUGCUUAUACACACUCACUGCUUAUAUACUGUACACACUCACUGCUUAUACACACUCACUGCUUAUAUACUGUACAUACUCACUGCUUAUACACACUCACUGCUUAUAUACACUCACUGCUUAUAUACUGUACACACUCACUGCUUAUACACACUCACUGCUUUUAUACACACUCACACUUAGAGGUGAUACACAUUCACUGUUUUCAUAUAUUCAAGUAUUUUUCAAACAAGCUAUGUAAAUAAUUCCAAGAAUAUUGAAGAUGGUAUGCAUUGAAUGAUAAUGCUUAGGGGGUCAUUACACUGCAUUAACCCGUGUGUGUGUGUGUGUGUGUGUGUGUAGUGUCCAGUGAGAAGCUCCUGGUUGGGAGCAGUGAGGAGGAACUGAGCGGGAGUCUGAAGAUGAGAGCUCUCACACAUAAAGCUCAUUCAGACAUCAUCCGGUCAGAGGUAAGAGAGCUCUAUCUGCUCCUCCUCUGGGAACCACUAAACACAAUACAACUAGAACCUGCAUUUCUCAAGUACUCAGUGCUUGUGCCUGCCCACUCCUACAUAUUUCCAUAGAAUAGAACUAAAGCACUGGGUAGCAGUAGUACACUAUAUGCGUCUGUGCUCACAUACCAUGUCAGUGUAUUAGCAGACCAUCCAAUGUGCAUACUCAGUGUCUCUUGGUCUGAAGUGUGUCCUCUGUGCGAUCUCUCCCUUUCCAGAUGUCUUCCAGAUGCUCCUCUCCUCUGUUAGUGUCUUCCUCAUCCUUCCAGAAAGAGCUGGACUCUAGGUAAACAAACAAACUAAAAAACACUCUUCCGUAAAGCUCAGAUCUGUGGAGUGUACAGCUUAAAGUGGUCCUAUGGACAGAUACUCCAAUCUCCGCUGUGGAGCUUUGCAGCUCCUUCAGGGUUAUCUUUGGUCUCUUUGUUGCCUCUCUGAUUAAUGCCUUCCUUGCCUGGUCUGUGAGUUUUGGUGGGCGGCCCUCUCUUGGCAGGUUUGUUGUGGUGCCAUAUUCUUUCAAUUUGGUGCUCCGUGGGAUGUUCAAAGUUUCUGAUAUUUUUUUAGAACCCAACCUGAUCUGUACUUCUCCACAACUUUGUCCUGACCUGUUUGGAGAGCUCCUUGGUCUUCAUGGUGCCGCUUGCUUGGUGGUGCCCCUUGCUUAGUGGUGUUGCAGACUCUGGGGCCUUUCAUAACAGGUGUAUAUAUACUGAGAUCAUGUGACACUUAGAUUGCACACAGGUGGACUUUAUUUAACUAAUUAUGUGACUUCUGAAGGUAAUUGGUUGCACCAGAUCUUAUUUAGGGGCUUCAUAGCAAAGGGGGUGAAUACAUAUGCACGCACCACUUUUCCGUUAUUUAUUUUUGAGAAUGUUUUGUAACAAGUUCUUUUUUUAAUUUCACUUCACCAAUUUGGACUAUUUUGUGUACGUCCAUUACAUGAAAUCCAAAUAAAAAUCCAUUUAAAUUACAGGUUGUAAUGCAACAAAAUACACACACACACACACACACACACACACACACACACACACACACACACACACACACACACACACACACACCUUUUGCUCCAGCCGUACUCCAUCAGGUUUACUGUGUUCUAUUGGACCUGUCCCUCUGCCACAGUAUCCAGACCUCCCUGGAGACGUCCAUGGUGAUGGUCUCCCCGAGCGACGUUGGCUGCUUCCACAACGGACAAUGGCAAGUAGAACUGAGGCUGCAUGGGUGUGACAGCCAGGCUGCUCUUUGUUUUGGUUGUCUUUAAUUAGGGACCCAAUAAAGUGGCUGUGAGUGACCCUGUCACUGGGAUGUCCCCGUCUGGCACAAACAGCCCUCUCAGACUCCUUCUCAUGUAGAGCCCAGCCUGUCACAUCACAUUACCCACAAUCCCUUCUGGAAGGUAGUGCCACAGACCACAAAGAGCACCAACCAAGAGUUGCCAACUCUUAAGACUACUGCGCUGAACCCGUAACCCAAGUUGAAAUACUUUACUGUUGUAGUGCAAGUUGGGUUUCAAUGUUGUUGUUUUUCUCAAUAGGUCCCAACCACGGAUGCUUUCAAGCAGCCUGGAGGAGUUACAAAGCGGAUCGUUACCAAAGGUUUCAUGAUUUUGCUGUGUUUUGAUUGAACUUCUAAGACUAUAUUAUAGCCAUGUUAGACAUACAGCAUGUGCUUCAUUUGUAUUUGACCAAACACAUUAGAAACACUAUGCGUGCUCUAACAACAAUACAUAACCAAUAGGCUUCUGAUGACUGUUAACCUAACAAAAACUGCUAAACACAUACAUGCAUUCUCACACUCUUGUUGUUGAGUUGAUACUAUUUUUAUUUAUUUUUGGUGGGGUAGAUCAGCUUUAAUAUUGCAGAUAGAUUGUAACUUCCAUCAAUGUAAUUGUCUGCAUCACUUCCAAUCCCCAUAUGUUGUUUCUUUCUCGCAAAUAUAUAUAUCACACUCUUGUUGUUGAGUUGAUACUGUCAAUACAUCACUCUACUAACACUGUGUGUGUUCUCUUCAUUACAUGCACGGUCCCCCCUCCUGUAGCAUGUAGUUGGUCAACCAGUUGAAGCGGUUUCAGAGGUAUUUUCCACUGCAUGAUCUCACCAGAGCCACUAACCCUUAACCCUUAACCUCUCACAAUCUGACUUUAUCCUAGCUGACCUGAACAGAGCCAAGGGUUCACCUGAAACUGUCAAAUGUAAUAGCCAUCAUACUCUAGAUGCCCCUAAGGCUUAUGAAACUAGCCUUUUGUUUGUUGUCUCCUGAACACUUGUGACUCCAAUGGCAGUCCAAUCGAAUUAACAAUGAUAUUGUCAUGAAAGGAAAAAAUAUAAAUCUGAAUCUUGUAUUAUGUUCUGUGUAAUGUACAGGAGCAGCAGUUCAACUGAAAUCAAAUGUCAACAGAUGCCAUUUAAUUUAAUUUUGAAUAGACUCGUGACUUGCCUGUAACCAUGGCUCCCCCCAACCCACAGAAUCGGCACAUGGAAAUGAACAAAUAUCAGACCCUACCAGGGAAGCUAUGUCGACCUGACAUGAAUGGGGAUCAAGAGCAGUAUGCCACACAAGUCCAGCUGUCCCCUGAUGAUAGCGAGGACAGUGAGUUGAACCUAAGUAAGUUACAUCUUAAAACACUGCUACUUGUCGUUUUUAUCGAACAGCCUACUAGAAUGUUUCAAACAACAAAAUCUUCCUAGGGUGUAUACUAUAAAUAAAUAAUUAUAAACUGUGUGGUUCGAGCCCUGAAUGCUGAUUGGCUGACAGCCGUGGUAUAUCAGACCAUAUACCAUUUAUUUUGACUGCUCUAAUUACGUUGGUAACCAGUUCAUAAUAGCAAUAAGGCACCUCUGGGGUUUGUGAUAUAUGGCCAAUAUACCAUGGCUAAGGGCUGUGUCCAGGCACUCCGUGUAGCGUCGUGACUAAGAACAGCCCUUAGCCGUGGUAUUUUGGCCAUAUACCACACCCCCUCUGGCCUUAUUGCUUAAAUACACUUCUAUGGCUUGUUACAACAAUGGCUCUGUUUCACUCUUCUCUCGUACUGUGGUUGGUUUGUAUUGGGGCAGCUAUUCUCUGCAUUCUCUCUCACUCUGUACUAAUCUUCCACUUGUUGUGCUGCUGUUCUGUUUCUCCUGUCCUCUUUUUUGCUUUGCGUGGCUUUCUGCUUGUGUUAUGGCUGAAGACCGCUGCAGGAGUGCCAGCGCUCCAGCUUUAGGUACCGUGCUACUACUCCAGCAGAAGCCCAAUGCAUGUCAAAGCACCAAGCCCCUGUUUUCACUAUGGAUUAAAGUUGUGACUAAACUCCAGCCUGUGCAGGAGGGAGUAAGACCCUCAGUGAGUCAGAGGGAGGCGUCUCGGAUUAUGCCUGACUCUUUUUUUAUUUCUCUCGCAUAAGUGAGUGGUGUUGCAGUGCACCCCUCCCAAAGCUGACUACCCUCAAAAGCAGGGCUACUUAGGCGAUGUCACGUGCGGCGAGGGUUGUGUGCACAGGGAUAGACCUUGUCUGAACUGGCUUAACCAUCCACUGUAAACCACUAUAGAUGCAACAUGACAACCCAUUCGCCUCAGGCUAUAAUUUAAUUUCCCUGUAUGAAAUAUUUUUAUUGAAUAUGCAAAAUACUAAUUUGUCUUCACAGAUUUUAAUUGGCAUCCGCUAAGACAAUGUUUAAAUUGCGUUAAGCACUCUGUAGAAACACUUUGACAUCUGCUGAUGUAAAUACUGAAAAUGUCGGAGCACACUAACAAUGUUAAUGCUUUCCUGUUUUACUUCUCACUGGGCUAACCUUUGGCACAGCAGGAUCUCGUGGAAAGCAUGAUUUAUUUGAAAUGGGUGGGUCCUGCAUAGACCUUAAUUAUGGCCCUAAAGAAUGAAAGAAAUACAGUGUCCGUUAACCUUUGCAUUACUUACUUUCAUUCAGAGAACAGUAGGGAAAUUAUUGAAACAGUCUAGUAGUACAGUACUUAAACAUCAUCUCCUGCUCUCAUAGGAAAAUCGGAGAGACUGGAUGAGUCCACGCUGUCGGACCUGUCCCCCCUGUCGUCUGGAGUGGACUCAGGACAGCAGUCUCCUGUCUCCCCAGAGAACAGGAAGAACCACCUGGGCAUCAAGAAACUCUGGGGGAAGUGAGUACCUGUACAGCAGACACACACCCACAUACAUGUACAUGUACACACACACACACAGGAAGGGCACACUGCUGAAUAAAUAUUUAGAGAUAUUAAUUCAGAGACUAAUGGUAUAAAUGGGAGAUAUCUGAUACAAGUCAUCCUGGGUAGAGGAGGUGGCCUAGCAAAGGUACUGCAUAAUUCUAAGUUAAUGACUAAUGAUGUAUUCUAUCUCCUCUAACCUAGGAUUCGGAGGACCCAGUCUGGCAGCCUGCAGAGAGAGGACCUUGAGCCUGGAGAGUUUAAGAGGGGGGGACUGAGAGCCACCGCCGGCCCUCGUCUGGCCCGGACCGGAGAGACAUUGACCUCUGUGUGGUAUGGGACAGACAGUAUCACAAAAUACAUUUAUACAGUGUAUUCUCUUAAACAUGUGCAUGUGACAGAGAAUAUACAAAAAAGCCAAAGUAUUUACAUUUAGUCAUUUAGCAGACACUCUUAUCCAGAGUGACUUACAGUUAGUGAAAAUAUUCCAGUCUUGAUGAUCCAAUCAAUUUACUGUUGUCUGCGACUUACAGUUAGUAUUUAUAAGAGGAGCGGGAAAUACAAAUAUUCCAUUCCAAUUGUCUCUCCUCUCCUGCAGGGAUUUGAAGACACCCUUCUCCAAGUGGACUCCGGAGCAGGUCUGUUGCUGGCUGGAGGAGUAUGGGCUGGACCAGUAUGUGAUUCUGGCUCGACAUUGGGCCAACAGUGGGCAGACCCUCCUCUCCGCCUCACCACAUGACUUAGAGAAGGUAUAGUCAAAAAAAUUACCCAGCUUACAUAUUUUGAUUUACAGAACAUUGUUAGAAAGUUAUUUGUCAAAUAAGCAAAGGAGAUCCUUCAGGGAACGUUAUUAUUUGGACGCAAAGGAGAUCCUUCAAGGAACGUCGUUGUUUGGACGCAAAGGAGAUCCUUCAUGGAACGUCAUUGUUUGGACGCAAAGGAGAUCCUUCAGGGAACGUCAUUGUUUGGACGCAAAGGAGAUCCUUCAGGGAACAUCGUUGUUUGGACGCAAAGGAGAUCCUUCAAGGAAUGUCGUUGUUUGGACGCAAAGCAGGUCCUUCAGGGAACGUCGUUGUUUGGAAGCAAAGGAGAUUCUUCAGGGAACGUCGUUGUUUGGAUGCAAAGGAGAUCCUUCAGGGAAUGUGGUUGUUUGGAUGCAUCAUUCUCAUCACCAUCUAGUUCUAUCUGUCUAGUUCUCAAGAAGCCAUUUCGUUCCUCCUUUCACGUCAUCAUGUUGCUGGACUUUUGUCUUCGUUGUUUUUAGCAAGUUUAGAGGUAUAUUUCAGAUAUACACUACUGGUCAAAGUUUUAGAACACCUACUCAUUCAAGGGCUUUUCUUUAUUAUUACUAUUUUCUACGUUGUAGAAUAAUAGUGAAGACAUCAAAACUAUGAAAUAACGCAUAUGGAAUCAUGUAGUAACCAAAAAAGUGUUAAACAAAUCGAAAUGAUUUUUAUAUUUGAGAUUCUUCAAAUAGCCACCCUUUGCCUUGAUGACAGCUUUGCACACUCUUGGCAUCCUCUCAACCAGCUUCACCUGGAAUGCUUUUCCAACAGUCUUGAAGGAGUUCCCACAUAUGCUGAGCACUUGUUGGCUGCUUUUUUUCCUUCCGACUCAAACCAUCUCAAUUAGGUUGAGGUCAGGAGAUUGUGGAGGCCAGGUCAUCUGAUGCAGAACUCCAUCACUCUCCUUCUUGGUCAGAUAGCCCUUACUCAGCCUGGAGGUGUGUUGGGUCAUUGUCCUGUUGAAAAACAAAUGAUAGUCCCAUAAGCCCAAACCAGAUGGGAUGGCGUAUCGCUGCAGAAUGCUGUGGUAGCAAUGCUGGUUAAGUGUCCCUUGAAUUCUAAAUAAAUUACAGACAGUGUCACCAGCAAAGCACCCCCACACCAUAACACCACCUCCUCCAUGCUUUACGGUGGGAAAUACACAUGCGGAGAUCAUCCGUUCACCCACACCGCGUCUCACAAAGACACAGCGGUUGGAACCAAAAACUCCAAUUUGGACUCCAGACCAAAGGACAUAUUUCCAUUGGUCUAAUGUCCAUUGCUCGUGUUUCUUGGCCCAAGCAAGUAUCUUCUUAUUAUUGGUGUCCUUUAGUAGUGGUUUCUUUGCAGCAAUUCGACCAUGAAGGCCUGAUUCACACAGUCUCCUCUGAACAGUUGAUGUCAAGAUGUGUCUGUUACUUGAACUCUGUGAAGCAUUUAUUUGGGCUGCAAUUUACUUAUCCUCUGCCCAAAGGUAACUCUGGGUCUUCCAUUCCUGUGGCGGUCCUCAUGAGAGCCAGUUUCAUCAAAGCGCUUGAUGGUUUUUUUGCGACUGCACUUGAAGAAACUUUCAAAGUUCUUGAAAUGUUCCAUAUUGACUGACCUAAUGACGUUUCUCUUUGCUUAUUUGAGCUGUUCUUGCCAUAAUAUGGACUUGGUCUUUUACCAAAUAGGGCUAUCUUCUGUAUACCCAGGCCAUUUGUUUGGUUCUUGAUCACAGUUGUGAAAUAGUGUGCCAAGUGAUUCCAAAUCUAGUUAUCAAAACUGUCAUUUUCAGCACUCAUCUUGUAGAAAGGGAUUGGAGCAUCUGCUAAAUGACUAAAAUGUAAAAAUUUAACCUGGAUUAAUCUUAAUCUUGGUAUCAGGAAAUGGGGAUUAAGAAUCCACUGCACAGGAAGAAGUUGCAGUUGGCCCUCAAGUCCUUCAGCACCAAAAUGACUGAGAAAUCCUCUGAACUGGACCACAUCUGGGUCACACGUAUGUAUCAGGACACAGUAGAGGUCAUCAACAUAUUCACUCAACAUUCAGCAAACUUGGUGCUGUAUUCUAUAUAAUCAAUCCGGUAUAAUUGGUUGUCAUGUGGUUUGUCCUCAAAGGUUGGCUUGAUGACAUUGGUUUACCUCAGUACAAGGGUCAGUUUCAUGAGGGAAGGGUGGAUGGCAGAAUGCUUCAGUACUUGACAGUGGUAAGCACAUCCAUUGGUUUUCACUGUUGUGUCUCAGCAUUAUUGUUUAUAAGGCUUUCAGGUCUCCCUCGAAAAAAGAGAUCUCAAGGGACCUCCUAGUUAAAUACAGCUUAAAUAAAUAAAUAUAAAUUAAGAAAACAUGAGACUUGUAUUUGAUGCGUUUCCCUCAGAAUGACCUCUUGUUCCUGAAAGUGACCAGUCAGCUUCAUCAUCUCAGUGUGAAGUGUGCUAUUCACGUCCUCCACGUCAACAAGUUCAACCCCAACUGCCUGAAGAGAAGACCUGGAGAUGAGGUGAGAUGUGUGUGUGCACGUUUAUAGGAGGUUUUCUGUUUACACAGUAUGUAGCUGUGUUUUCUCAUACAUGUGUUUUGCUGUGACAAUAUAGGUCAAAUUAAGAUCCUACAUCUGUAGUUGUGUUUGCUCAUACAUGUUUUAUAUUUUGUGCUAGAACAAGACAUCUCCCUCGGAGGUGGUUCAGUGGUCUAACCACAGGGUGAUGGAGUGGCUUCGCUCAGUGGACCUGGCGGAAUACGCCCCCAACCUGAGGGGCAGUGGGGUGCACGGGGGCCUCAUCGUAAGUAACCUGAGGGGUAGCAGGGUGCACAGGGGCCUCAUCGUAAGUAACGUGAGGGGCAGCAGGGUGCACAGGGGCCUCAUCGUAAGUAACCUGAGGGGUAGCAGGGUGCACAGGGGCCUCAUCGUAAGUAACCUGAGGGGCAGCGGGGUGCACAGGGGCCUCAUCGUAAGUAACCUGAGGGGUAGCAGGGUGCACGGGGGCCUCAUUUUAUGUAACCUGAAGGGCAGCGGGGUGCACGGGGGGCUCAUCGUAAGUAACCUGAGGGGUAGCGGGGUGCACGGGGGCCUCAUCGUAAGUAACCUGAGGGGCAGCGGGGUGCACGGGGGCCUCAUCGUAAGUAACCUGAGGGGUAGCAGGGUGCACGGGGGCCUCAUCGUAAGUAACCUGAGGGGCAGCGGGGUGCACGGGGGCCUCAUCGUAAGUAACCUGAGGGGCAGCGGGGUGCACGGGGGCCUCAUCGUAAGUAACGUGAGGGGCAGCGGGGUGCACGGGGGCCUCAUUGUAAGUAACGUGAGGGGCAGCAGGGUGCACAGGGGCCUCAUCGUAAGUAACCUGAGGGGUAGCAGGGUGCACAGGGGCCUCAUUUUAUGUAACCUGAAGGGCAGCGGGGUGCACGGGGGGCUCAUCGUAAGUAACGUGAGGGGCAGCGGGGUGCACAGGGGCCUCAUCGUAAGUAACCUGAGGGGCAGCGGGGUGCACGGGGGCCUCAUCGUAAGUAACCUGAGGGGCAGCGGGGUGCACAGGGGCCUCAUCGUAAGUAACCUGAGGGGUAGCAGGGUGCACGGGGGCCUCAUCGUAAGUAACCUGAGGGGCAGCGGGGUGCACGGGGGCCUCAUCGUAAGUAACGUGAGGGGCAGCGGGGUGCACGGGGGCCUCAUCGUAAGUAACCUGAGGGGCAGCAGGGUGCACGGGGGCCUCAUCGUACGUAACCUGAGGGGCAGCAGGGUGCACGGGGGCCUCAUCGUAAGUAACCUGAGGGGCAGCAGGGUGCACGGGGGCCUCAUCGUAAGUACACACGCCACAUGACUGAAUCAGCCCCUUCUUAUACCUUUCUACUGCAUAUCAGCUCAGGUCACAUUUGGAUACAGUCAGACAUACAAUUCAAGACUCCCUAAAGCAAAGUUUAUUUUGAAUUAACCUAUUCUGCCAAUUAAUUCCAUCCCAGUGUUCUGUGUAAUUGUCUGUAUGUAGACUGUAUCUUCCUCUGAAUCUUCUCUAAUGACCCCUAGAUUCUGGAGCCUCGUUUUAACUCGGAUACCCUGGCCAUGCUGCUGAACAUCCCCCCUCAGAAGACCCUGCUGCGACGCCACCUGGCCACCAACUUCAACAUGCUGGUGGGCUCCCAGGCUCAGCAGGAGAAGAGGGAGUUCAUGGAGUCGUCGGGCUACGCUCCCCUCAGCACCACAGCCAAAGUCAGGGUAAGAGAUGACAGUACUGUAGUACGUCCAGGGCUGAACCACCACUCUGUUAGGAGCCCUCUUUUUGGUUCUUCCUCCCACUCUCUCUCCCCCUCCUCUCUCUGCCCCCCCCUCUCUCUCCUCUUUCUCUCCCCCUUCGCUCUCUCUCGCUCUCGCGCUCUCUCUCGCUCUCUCUCUCUCUCUCUCUCUCUCUGCCCCCAAACACUCUCUCUCUCUAUCUCUCUCUCUCUCCUCUCUCACCUCCUCCCCUUCCUCAUCUCUUUAGAGAGACAGACAACACCAUAAUCCUCAGUGUGACACCUCAGACCUGGCAAAGCUCUAAGACCACCUAGCAGCUUUGCGUGCAGCAGGCUUUUGUAGCGCCAGCUCAUCUCUAAGACUCACCGCUUUGUUAAGGCUAGCAGAAAAUGUGCUGAGGAAAAUUUUUUGCGAUAGCAUAAUGUACUUAGUCAGCACAAUUAGGCUUAAAGUAACCUUUUAUAGCAACACUGCCCAUAUUGUACGGUGUUUAGAAAUCUAUUCACUGAUGAUGGUUAAAGGGCUAGAAUAGAAGUGAUACACAGCUUUAUCUCAGUCUGUUCAUAAACCAUGUCCUCUCUGUGCCAUCUCCUGUUCAGCCAAAGAAGUUGGGCUUCUCAAACUUCGGCCACCUGAGGAAGAAGAGGUGUGAUGAGUCAACAGACUAUAUUUGCCCCCUGGAGGAGGCCCAGGUCCAGACGGUGGUGAACGGGGCCCACCGGCCCUACUCCGGCUUCAGGGGCCUCAGCCCCAUCCUGGACAGAGACCCAGACAGACGGGAGCAGGUGGGGCCAAACUGCUGAUGAUGUCACACUACUGUACCUACCUACCCAUCACUACUCAGCUUGCUGCCAAUAACCCCACCUCUUCCUGCCAUGCCCAUCCAUAUCCCACCCCAGCACACCCACCUCCACACCCCUCACGUGCCAUCAUCUAA